UCCUCCUCAGGCUGCGGGAAGGCGCCGCCUGGCCGCUUGGUACUUCUGCUCCCUUCUCCCACCGCCAAUAACAGGCUGGAUUACCGCAGGCAGAGGCGGUGUCCCCGCGCUUAGUGGCUUGCGGGGAAGGACUGCCAAGCCCACCGCCGCUUUGCAACGCGCUCACCAGCCGUCAGGGCGAGCGCAGGGAGCGGGCAUCGCGCGCCUCUCGGGUCCGCCGGCGAGCGGAUCCGCCUUCCCAAAAGGGAUCGCUCGGGACGAAGAAGACGCCUCUGCCUCUCUCCUUCCGUGACCCGCGAGCGGAUCGAGAGGUUAAGAGGGCGGGAGGGCGGGAUGAAGUUGGGCAAAAAGUCGCCUCCGUCUCCUGCUGCUUCACCAUCGUUGCUUUCCCUUCUUCCACGCAACAGAUAGGCACCCAGCGCUCCCCGGUGAGCCCCGCUUCUUUUGGAGAGUUUUGCAACCAGCUGAGAGGAGCGAGACGCAGAGGAUUUCUCCCCCCGCCCGCACAACACACCCACCCAACCACCACCACCCCUCUUCCCCUCUCCGGCUGUGACUUCCUUGUUAGUUUUUCCACAGUGGUGUUUUGUUUUGUUUUUUUAAAGUCUGUUUGGAAAUGGCAAAGGCAGUGACGCCUGCAAGGGAACAAGUGUGGGAAAAGGCAGAGGAAACCGGAGCUCAAUGACAGGAUGCGGGAGACUUGAGGAGAUACACACGCGAAACAGAGAAGCGCCUCUUGCUACCGACGGGACUCUUGUUGCUGCUGCUGCUGCUGCUGCUGCUGCCGCCCCUGAGCUGCGACCCAGCCCGCUUUCUGAUCUUUUUCAACGGCCCUACCGGAGGAUUUAAGAUCUAAAAGGGAUUGUCUGCCGAGACGGGAUAUUGUGUUCUCUUCUUUCUUCAGUCCCUUCUGUGCUAAGAAAGGAAGAUGGGCUGGGGACUCUUCCUGCAUUGGGCAGCCCUCAGCGUCGCGCUUGGCAGGGCUUUGAAGAGUGAUAAAUGUGGUGAAAAUAUUAAAAUCGUAGAGCCCGGGUAUCUCACCUCUCCUGGCUACCCUAAUACUUAUCAUCCAAGCCAAAAAUGUGAAUGGCUGAUUCAAGCUCCUCAACCGUACCAGAGAAUUAUGAUCAACUUCAAUCCUCACUUUGAUUUGGAGGACAGAGAGUGCAAGUACGAUUAUGUUGAAGUGAUUGAUGGAGACAACGCAAGUGGGCGAGUAUGGGGAAAGUUUUGCGGCAAGAUCGCCCCCCCUCCUGUGAUAUCUACAGGACCACACCUCUUAAUCAAGUUUGUCUCUGAUUAUGAAACUCAUGGAGCAGGCUUUUCUAUUCGCUAUGAAAUUUUCAAAAGAGGACCCGAAUGCUCUAGAAACUAUACAUCCAUGAGUGGAGUGAUCAAAUCGCCAGGAUUCCCUGAAAAAUACCCCAAUAGCCUUGAAUGCACUUACAUUGUCUUUGCACCAAAGAUGUCAGAAAUUAUACUGGAAUUUGAAAGCUUUGAACUGGAACCCGAUUCAAACCCUCCAGGAGGAGUGUUCUGCCGCUAUGACCGAUUAGAAAUCUGGGAUGGAUUCCCUGAAGUUGGCCCUCACAUAGGUCGAUACUGUGGGCAAAACACACCAGGACGUGUACGCUCUUCAACUGGCAUACUUUCUAUGGUUUUCUACACCGACAGUGCAAUAGCAAAAGAAGGAUUCUCUGCAAACUACACUGUGCUGCAGAACAGUGUAUCAGAAGAUUUCCAGUGUGCUGAACCACUAGGCAUGGAAUCUGGUGAAAUCCAUUCUGACCAAAUCAGUGCUUCUUCUCAGUAUAGCACCAACUGGUCUUCAGAAAGGUCCCGAUUAAAUUACCCUGAAAAUGGAUGGACACCUGGUGAGGAUUCCAGCAGAGAAUGGAUACAGGUGGACUUGGGCCUUCUCCGUUUUGUGUCUGCUGUUGGGACUCAGGGAGCCAUCUCAAAAGAAACUAAAAGAUGGUAUUAUUUGAGAACAUACCGAGUGGAUAUAAGCUCCAAUGGAGAAGACUGGAUUUCAGUUAAAGAUGGAACUAAUAAACCAUUGGUGUUCAUAGGGAACACCAACCCCAGUGAAACUGCUUACAGAAGUUUUCCCAAGCCAGUCCUGACACGUUUUGUUCGAAUCAAACCUGUAACCUGGGAAACUGGGAUUUCACUGAGAUUUGAAGUGUAUGGAUGUAAAAUUACAGAUUAUCCUUGCUCUGGCAUGCUGGGAAUGGUGUCUGGACUUAUCACUGACUCUCAGAUUACUGCAUCAAAUGAAUUGGAGCGAAACUGGAGCCCAGAAAAUGUCCGUCUUAUAACGAGCCGUGUAGGGUGGGCUCUACCGCCACCCACCACUCAUACAUAUUCAAAGGAAUGGCUCCAAAUAGACCUUGGUGAAGAGAAGAUAGUGCGGGGCAUAAUUGUCCAGGGAGGCAAACACAGAGAGAACAAGGUCUUCAUGAGAAAAUUCAAGAUUGGAUACAGCUACAAUGGAUCAGACUGGAAAUGGAUUGUGGAUGCCAGCAAAAAGAAGGCCAAGGUUUUUGAAGGCAACACCAACUAUGAUACCCCUGAGCUCCGUACAUUUGAACCUACCACCACACGAUUCAUCCGUGUUUACCCUGAAAGAGCCACCCAUGGUGGAUUGGGGCUCAGGAUGGAACUACUGGGCUGUGAAAUUGAAGUACCUACAGUGGUCCCAACCACCCCUGACAGCAACCUUGUGGAUGAGUGUGACGAUGACCAAGCAAAUUGCCACAGUGGAACAGGUGAUGACUUCCAGUUGACAGGCAGUACCACAGCCGUGAUAACAGAAAAAACAACAGCAUUUGACACUACAGUACAGCCAGAACUCCCAGCAUAUGGCUUCAACUGUGGAUUUGGCUACAGUUCUCAGAAAACAAUCUGCCGUUGGGAGGAUGAUAGUCAACUAGACCUGAGGUGGACGGUGCUCACCAGCAAAACAGGGCCCAUUCAAGACCACACAGGAGAUGGCAAUUUCAUUUACUCACAAGCUGAUGAACACCAGAAAGGCAAAGUUGCACGGCUCAUCAGCCCCAUCAUCAACCCGCACAACACUGCACUCUGCAUGACUUUUUGGUAUCAUAUGUCGGGAGCCCAUGUUGGCACACUACGAAUCAAACUGCGGUACCAGCCACCUAAAGAGUAUGAUCAGGUCUUGUGGACGCUGAGUGGCAAUCAGGGAAACUUCUGGAAAGAAGGGCGGGUCCCUCUCCACAAAUCUGUGAAACAUUAUCAGGUGAUGGUGGAAGGAGAAAUUGGAAGAGGAAAUGGAGGAAUUGCAGUUGAUGACAUUAACUUUGACAACCGCAUAGCACAGGAAGCGUGCCAAAAGUCAAAUGAUGCAGGAAACGAAAUAGUCGAAGUAGAGCCAGAUAUUAAUCAAACAGGUUAUACGCCUGAUUACCCUGAAAUCGGGAAGCCCUACAAUGAUAACAUCUCCAGGAAGCCGGGCAACGUGCUGAAGACCCUCGACCCCAUUCUCAUCACCAUCAUCGCCAUGAGUGCCCUGGGGGUGCUUUUGGGGGCCAUCUGUGGUGUCAUUCUGUACUGUGCCUGUUGGCACAAUGGGAUGUCUGAUAGGAACUUAUCUGCACUGGAGAACUACAAUUUCGAACUUGUGGACGGCGUGAAAUUGAAAAAAGAUAAACUGAACACACAAAAUACUUACUCAGAGGCAUGAAGGUGUAGAAGCAGCUGAAGAAGUUUCAGAGAAUUGAGAUGGAAGGACAUAUAACUAGCUUCUGCUGGGGAACUGUGGAUCUUCUUUUACUGUACAGGCUGAAAACUGCGUUGAGGACGCUGAGCCAAGCUUUUCUCAGGAGCUUCAGUGAGUGUAACAGAUAUACUAAAACAUGGACAACAAUCUGUGCUAAGCAAUCUGAAUCAUGUACAGUCUACUUCUGUUUCUGUUUUAAUUUGGAAUAAUCAAAUGCUGGUGUUGAGACCAAGUAUGAUCGACUUAAGAGGGGGUGUUUCAUUUUGUUUUUUUACUUCUUCUUCUUCCUUCGUUCCCCCCCCCCCCGGGUUCCUUCUUGGUUUUGUUUCCUUCCUCCUCUCCCCCCCCCACCCCACACUUUGAUAAAUAAUGUUUAUUUUUUACUGUGCAAAAAUCCAAGAUGCUGUCACAAAGUGUAUUUUGGUGGGGGUCCUUUGAAUGGACAUGCUGUCUGUAACUCAGUGCCCAGAAAAAAAUAUCGGAGUAACAGCAACUUAAUGGAUUCCUGAACCUGUAUUUGUGUAUAAUUGCUUGUGUUGUGCAUAGGCAAAAGAGGGUUAGGGUGUUUUUGAGAAGAAAAAAAAGUACUGUAGCAUCAGUACUGGUAUAGUGUGUCAGCUCUGUUUACCAAGCAAUACAGUCAGAAUUUAUUGGUGUUUCUCAGUGUUGUACUAAAUUUUGUGCUUGUGAAUUCCAUACAAGAAAUACGUGCCAUCAUCCAGAAACAACCGGCAAACCGAGUGUACUGCCUAUAACUGUAACAAAGCGAAAGUCCUUGGCACUGGCUAGCAUAUGUCCUCUCAAGUGCCUUUUUGUUUGUACUGCUUCUCAUUGUGUUAACGUUCACUCCAACUUUGUCUCCCUCCAGUUAAAGUCCUUGUCCUUCUUACUUAUCCUGAGGGCUCACUGACUAACAAGAAAGUAUAUUUUAGUGCAAGUAAACCUUGGGAAGGCAAGGGCUAAGGAAACCGGACAACUUGGCGGCUUGAUUCUUCCACUUCCUGUAUUUCAAUUUAAUGUCUCUGCACCAUUUUUGUACAAAGCUGCAAUAUUUCCCCCCCUUCCUCUUCCUUUGAUCGUUCUUUCAUAUAGAAUGUAUUUUCAAAUAUAAGCGCUCUCUUUCUCUCUC
This is a messenger RNA of Elgaria multicarinata webbii, 4871 nucleotides long. It is a transcript of the gene NRP1, whose product is annotated as neuropilin 1. The transcript is spliced from 17 exons. Gene Ontology annotation, molecular function: vascular endothelial growth factor receptor activity; vascular endothelial growth factor binding; semaphorin receptor activity. Gene Ontology annotation, cellular component: axon; focal adhesion; plasma membrane. The record is from RefSeq and is a predicted model, not a curated record. NCBI's taxonomy places the organism in Eukaryota, Metazoa, Chordata, Lepidosauria, Squamata, Anguidae. Bases 929 to 3706 code for a protein of 925 amino acids. Gene Ontology annotation, biological process: regulation of vascular endothelial growth factor receptor signaling pathway; axon guidance; vascular endothelial growth factor receptor signaling pathway.